CUACAGCCAACCCAAUUCAAUGGCCGAUCUCGCAUUCUCAUUUCAUACCUUCACGUCCUUAUGACUCUUGGAUUGGUUUCCAUACAGUUGUCUUGACCGCUUCUUAGGUUUGCUGUCCAAACGCCCUUGGCUCGACAACGUCAACGGUUGGUCCACAUCGUCAUAAGUACCAAAUCUCUUAGCCUCGUCCUUCAUUUCUCCUACAUAUCAAAAAUUAUGGCUCCUCCUUCAGCAAUUGACAUCGAAGGUGUCACAGACACAGAAGCUAUUGCUAUUCCAGAUCCCUUGUCUAUCAAUGGCAUUGCUUCACAAAGAUUGAAAGCUGGCAGACUGAUCGCAGGCACUGCAGCAGGAACCAGUAGCUCCCAGUUCAAAAGCCCAACCAUUGGCAAACCAAAAGCCAAAAGAUGGGACCAUUACCUCACUGUCGAAAGUAAAUCAAGACAUCCUUCAGCCCUUAAAGGUGCCGCAGUUCACCUCAAGAAACCCGGCUUGAUCUCCCUCGGUGGAGGAAUCCCCCUCGCAGAAAACUUCCCAAUCGAAGAAAUCUCCGUCAAAGUCCCAACCGCACCCCACUUCUCCGAGAAGGAAGCCAGAGAAACAGGCACAGUCCUCACAGCCGGAAAAUAUGAUGCAUCUGAAGGAAGCAGUGUGUAUGAUCUCUCAAUUGCCCUCAAUUAUGGACAAGGAACGGGAUCUGCGCAGAUGCUACGGUUCAUAACAGAGCACACUGAAUUGGUGUGCAACCCGGCAUAUGCGGACUGGGGAUGUACUCUUACGGUUGGAAGUACAUCUUCUUUAGACAAGAGUCUCCGCACGUUCUGCGAGAGGGGCGAUGUUGUACUUGCAGAGGAAUACACAUACUCUUCAGCAGUUGAAACAGCAUCUUCUCUUGGCUUGGACUUCAUCCCUAUCAAGAUGGACUCCGAAGGUCUCCUCCCAGAACACAUGGACGAGAUACUAAACCAAUGGGACGAAAAAGCAAGAGGAGCCCGCAAACCACACGUCCUAUACACCGUCCCAACAGGCCAAAACCCCACCGGCGCAACACAGAGUGCAUCAAGAAGAAAAGCCAUCUACAGAGUAGCCCAAAAGCACGACAUCUACAUCUUCGAAGACGAACCCUACUUCUUCCUCCAAAUGCAACCCUACACCGGCCCCUCCUCCCCUUCUGUCCCCGCACCCCAGUCCAACGAAGCUUUCCUCCGCUCCCUGGCCCCAACCUACCUCAGCAUGGACGUCGACGGGCGCGUCAUGCGCAUGGACUCAUUCUCGAAAGUCAUCGCACCAGGCACACGCGUCGGUUGGAUCACAGCCUCAGAGCAGAUCAUCGAGCGGGUGAUCCGAGCCAACGAAUCAUCCGUGCAGAACCCGUCCGGAAUCUCGCAGAUCAUCCUGUUCAAAUUACUCGAUGAGCAUUGGGGCCAUGCCGGGUAUCUGCAAUGGUUGAUUAACCUACGUAUGGAGUAUACCAGCCGUCGAGACGUCCUCCUGGCUGCUUGCGAGAAAUUCCUCCCUCGAGAUCUCGUCACUUGGGAUCCUCCCGCUGCAGGAAUGUUUCUCUGGCUCAAAGUAGACCACACCAAACACCCCGCCGUAAGCACCAAACCGCUCCUCGACAUCGAAGAAGAGAUCUACCUCGCAGCCGUCGAAGAAGGCGUCCUGGUCGCGAAGGGCAGUUGGUUCAUUGCUCAACGAGGCGGGUUCGUGUCGCAGGAACUGUUUUUCCGCGCUACGUUUGCGGCGGAGAGUGAGGAGAAGAUGGCGUUUGCUAUUGAGAGGUUUGGGGUUGCUGUUAGGAAGAAUUUUGGGUUGGUGUGAGUACGAGGAGUUUGAAUGGGAAGGGGAUUUAUGGAAGGUGAUGGUAUAUGAUUUACGGAGAGGGGCGUUGAGAUUUUUUAACAGGUUGAUAUGGAUUUCUAGAAUAAUUGGAUAAAAUGUUAUUCUUUUAGUCAGGUGAGUGUAGUUACUCAAAUUUGUGAAUCAAUCACUUCUUCUUUCAUGGUUCUCCUCCUUUUUUGUAGUCAGAGAUUCAAGCGUCUGUCACUUCAUCAGAG
Mollisia scopiformis is the source of this 2057-nucleotide messenger RNA. RefSeq names its product PLP-dependent transferase. The record is from RefSeq and is a predicted model, not a curated record. Gene Ontology annotation, molecular function: pyridoxal phosphate binding; aromatic-amino-acid:2-oxoglutarate transaminase activity; L-2-aminoadipate:2-oxoglutarate transaminase activity. NCBI's taxonomy places the organism in Eukaryota, Fungi, Ascomycota, Leotiomycetes, Helotiales, Mollisiaceae. The coding region runs from base 217 to 1821 and encodes 534 amino acids. The transcript is spliced from 4 exons. Gene Ontology annotation, biological process: aromatic amino acid catabolic process; L-tyrosine biosynthetic process.